CACUACCAUCCGCGAGUCAUUCAUAUGUGGACUACCUGAAGGAAAUACAUUUACAUUUCUUGACAGUGAUUGAAGACGUUUGGAUAGUAGCAGAAUACAAGAUAGAAACACUAUAACGGUUGGGAAACAAUGGCAGCCCCAUCCCUUUAUUUACGGUACAAUGACGGAGAGCGAGGAGAUAUUCUCACGCAAGAUGUUUAUGUACCCAAGUUCGGGCUCACGAAAUACACCUACUAUUGUUGUCUGCAAUGGAAUGCCGGGAUGAAUGGAGGAGGGUAUUGUGGGAUACAGGACCAUCCAAAGGGGCGUAAUUACAUCUUCUCACUGUGGGAUCCUGUGGGUACGGAUAAGAAAAUAAAACCUAUAUAUGUUGGGCCAGGAACAAUCUAUGAACCAUUUGGAGGAGAAGGGCAAGGCUUGAAGACGUGGAACUUCACUCUAGGAUGGGAAUCGGAUAGCUGGUACACAGUCGUUAUCAGACGUUGGGACGAUGGCGAAAACACAUGCUAUGGAUUCUGGGUAAAGCACCAAAUGACCUUGGAAUGGACACAUAUCGUGUCAUUAGAAUUUCCCGUCACUGCAACAUUCUUUGAAACUAUGUCAUGCAGUUUUCUUGAGUAUUGGGUGGGCACUGGGGACCAAAAGCGCUGUGUACACUACAAAAAUGGCUACAAACAUGGACUAAAUGGAAAAUGGAUGCCGUUUAACAAAGCUGUAUUUAGUAUGGUCGGUGAAAUGAGAUGUAAACUAUUUGAAAACAAUUAUGAUUCGGGAGUGUUGCAUGAUGCAUUCUAUUUGCAUUCAGGUGGACAGACUAUGCAAUCAGCUAGUGCAGUCAAUGGCGGAAUGCUGACCAGAGAGAUGCCCGCAAAGCCAGAUGUUUUGCCCAUCUGUGUGUACCUGUCAUCAGUUACUUCAGAAGAAGUUAGUUGGGAAAUAUCUUCAGGAAGUGUUCCGCAGUUUCAGUAUAUAGUUUACAUAGACAAACUGAUUUACAAACAUGAAGUGAAUUCUGAAGCUAGAACAUGUAAAUUUGAUACUCCACCAACAGAACUUGUUGAACUUUUAAUUGAGGACAUUUAUGGCCAUGCGGUGAGGUCAAAGUUCAAAAUCACUAACCCGCCUGACUGUGACCAAGAAACUAGGACCAGAUUAGAAGUUUAUGUUCCUACUGCAACUCACUAAGUGUAUCAGUGACUCUAUAUAGGCACCCUGACUUACAAGUUUGUAAAAAAGCUAUUAUUAAACAUGGUUUAGUUGCUUACUCUAUGGCAACAUAAUUUUUGGGAUACAGUAUAACCUGCCCUAGUGCAAACCUGUAUCAGGUAGUCACUUGCCUGAAGCAGCCAGUCAGCUAAUUUCCCUAAUUGACUUUUUUGAAUAGCUAUCAACUUGACUUAAGCAGCCACUGCUGCCGCAAGCAGCCAGAUUCUGUUGAUUCCUUGACUGACUGCUUAAGACAGGUUUGAUUGUAAUUCUUUAGUUUUUGAAUAAUGAAAAAUAUGAGAAGUGUCUGCUUAGUACAAAUACUUUCUUUUUAAAACUUAGGGUUGGUUUUUAUUGAGCACACUUGCGGAAGCGAAGACAUAGUUGUUCAAAUGGCUGUUAGUUGUAUGUGCGUCCGUACAUCCAUCCGGUUUUGUUUGUCCGGACCAUAACCUUGACAUGCAUGGAACAGUCUUGUUUAUAUUUGGCAUGAAUGUUAACCUCAAUGAGACGGAGUAUCAUGCCUAAACUCCAGGUAGUCCAGGUCUCGACUGGAGGUCAAAAGUCAUGUCAGAUCUUGUCCGGCCCAUAACAUGACAUGCAUUGAGGAAUCUUGUUUAUAUGUGGCAUUAAUAUUAAACUCAGUGAGACUGACUCUAUCUUAAAGGCCAAGGUCACAGUAAGGGGUCAAAGGGCGGACUAGACAUGUUGCUCGUGAGCGUCUAGUAUCAAUACUGCAGACUCUCUUUUGUCUUAUGAAUUAUUUACUAAAAAAAUAAAUUAAUUGUGCCCUGGCCCUUAACACAAUCCAAAGCAAUGUCACAGAUGAACUGAUAUCAAAUGAAAUUGGCAUGUUACUCACGUGGUCCUUCUAUCUCAAACUAACUUCCGUUAAGUCUUGCACAUUUUUGGUAUGUUGAAUGUUUCUACAUGCAAGUCAUUAACAAAUAACAAAAUUAUUUUGUGUGUAUGUUGUAUAGUGUGAAAUUGAAAAAAAAUCCUUUGAGUUUUUUUUAUAUUCAGGAAUAAGCCUAUAGCAGUUAGUGCUAAAUCAGAUUUACAUCCGCUCUUGAAUCACCAAUUUUAUUACAAAAAAAAACAACAAACUUAUACUCAAGAAAAUUAAGGGUUGACAUGCUUUACAUUUAUCAUUCUCAGCAUUUCUUUGUUGUUUUUUUUUCAUUAUCCAACAAAGAAUUCAAUUACCAGCAUAGUUUUUAUGUCAUUUUGUUUGCAAAAUGGCAGCAAAUAUUGACUCAGCUUUCCCAUGUACUUUGUAGUAAUAAUUUUUUACAGAAUCUGGCAUACUCCAGACAGCUCUACAUAGGCUGCAAUGAUGGC
Molecule: messenger RNA, 2547 nt
Organism: Mercenaria mercenaria
Lineage: Eukaryota; Metazoa; Mollusca; Bivalvia; Venerida; Veneridae
Exons: 3
Coding region: 130-1185 (351 amino acids)
Source: RefSeq, a predicted model, not a curated record